AUGGGUCACUGCCCUGUCUGGUAUUACUGGUAUUGUACAAACAAGUCAUAUCCAAAGUCUCACUUCUGCAGAGAUAUACCUGAUGUGAAGAUCUACAUCUUUGAUAUGGAAUGGAAGAAGGCAAAAGUGAUGAGUUUUUACAAUGGCCACAUGGUGUCAGAUGAAUAUGAACAGCUCUCUCUUUUGAAGCCCUGGAGGCUUCCUCUGUGCCAACAAGUACAUGGUGAAAAGUUGGGAAAAGAUGGCUUUCACAUUCAAGCACGCCUCCACCCCUUCCAAUUCAUCCAUAUCAACAAGAUGUCGUCUCCUGCUGGGACCAUGCAGACAGGUAUGUGGGGUGCCUUCAGAAACCCCCAGGGCAGAGUAGCUAGAGUCCAUAUUGAUCAAGUCAUUAUGUCCAUCCUUACCAAGCUGAAUAAUAAGGAACAUGUGGUUGAGACCCUACAUAGGGCCAAAUGCAAGUUCCCUGGCUGCCAGAAAAAUCACAUCACCAAGAAGUGGGGCUUUACUAAAUUUAAUGUAGAUGAAUUUGAAGACAUGAUGGCUGAAAAGUGGCUCAUCCCAGAUGACUUUGGGGUCAAAUACAUCCCUCAUGAUGGCUUCCUGGACAGAUGGGAGGCCCUGCACUCAUGGGAAACUUGGCACUGCCCCCUUAUUCAUGCCCACAGAUAA
Molecule: messenger RNA, 672 nt
Organism: Puma concolor (puma)
Lineage: Eukaryota; Metazoa; Chordata; Mammalia; Carnivora; Felidae
Product: large ribosomal subunit protein uL16-like
Biological process (GO): translation
Cellular component (GO): ribosome
Molecular function (GO): structural constituent of ribosome
Source: RefSeq, a predicted model, not a curated record